AUGGUGAAACUGUGUGCUAAAUACUUAAUACGUAAAUAUAAAACAAAUAAAUGUCAUUUGAAUAGUAAGAAAAAAAACAAGGAUACCGAUACACAAUUUUUAAAAACGUUUACUCAUUUGCAAUUACAAAAUCAAUACAUUGAAUGCAUCUUACAAAUCGACAAUUGCUUUAACAUCAGAGUUUUGUAUUUACAUCAAAAUUUAAUCAGAACAAUUGAAAAUAUGGGAAAUUUUCCUAAUUUAACUCAUUUGUACCUACAAAGAAAUUAUAUAAACAAAUUAGAAAAUUUAAACGUUUUAAAAAAAUUAAAAAAAAUAUAUUUAGGUUUUAAUUAUAUUCAAGUUUUAGAAGGAAUGGAAAAUUUAAAAGAAAUCAAAGAGAUUCAUAUUGAAUGUCAAAAUUUAAAUGCAGGGGAUACAAUAUAUUUUGAACCACUUUCUAUAAUUAAUUUAGGGGAAACUCUGCAAGUUUUAAAUAUUUCAAACAAUUAUUUAACAUCAAUACACGGCCUUCAAAAUUUAUUAAGCUUGAAAAUUUUAGAUGCGAGUAACAAUUAUUUAUUCGAUUUGAACGAAGUUGCAAAUGUUGUAUCUAAUUGGCUUUAUCUUCAAGAACUUAAUUUAAUUGGUAACGAAAUUACAAGAUGUAGAUAUUAUAAAGAUUCAAUAAUAUUUGCAUCCAAUAGUUUGGGUAAUUUUUUCAAAAUUCUAUUCGAUUAUCUGUAA
Pediculus humanus corporis (human body louse) is the source of this 726-nucleotide messenger RNA. RefSeq lists its product as uncharacterized. The coding region runs from base 1 to 726 and encodes 241 amino acids. The transcript is spliced from 3 exons. NCBI's taxonomy places the organism in Eukaryota, Metazoa, Arthropoda, Insecta, Psocodea, Pediculidae. The record is from RefSeq and is a predicted model, not a curated record. Gene Ontology annotation, molecular function: protein binding.